This is a messenger RNA of Propithecus coquereli (Coquerel's sifaka), 404 nucleotides long. Its product is annotated as cytochrome c oxidase assembly protein COX19. Gene Ontology annotation, biological process: mitochondrial respiratory chain complex IV assembly. The transcript has 3 exons. Bases 118 to 396 code for a protein of 92 amino acids. Gene Ontology annotation, cellular component: mitochondrial intermembrane space. The record is from RefSeq and is a predicted model, not a curated record. NCBI's taxonomy places the organism in Eukaryota, Metazoa, Chordata, Mammalia, Primates, Indriidae.
GGGCGGGGGCGGGGCCUGCUCGGCGCUCGGCGUUCCCCGGGCCUGCUCGGCGCUCGGCGUUUGGCCGGCCGCCCUGCGUACGCUACGCAUGGCGGCUCGGGCUCCGGCGCAGCAGUCAUGUCGACCGCCAUGAACUUCGGGACCAAGAGCUUCCAGCCGCGGCCGCCGGACAAGGGCAGCUUCCCGCUGGAUCACUUCGGUGAAUGUAAGAGCUUUAAGGAGAAAUUCAUGAAGUGUCUCCGUGACAAUAAUUUUGAAAAUGCUUUGUGCCGAAAUCAGUCAAAAGAAUAUUUAGAAUGCAGAAUGAACAGGCAAUUGAUGGCUCAAGAGCCGCUGGAGAAACUCGGAUUUAGAGAUUUGAUAAAUGGAAAAUCGGAGGCAAAAAAUGAAUUUUGAUGAGAAGA